Molecule: messenger RNA, 2441 nt
Organism: Punica granatum (pomegranate)
Lineage: Eukaryota; Viridiplantae; Streptophyta; Magnoliopsida; Myrtales; Lythraceae
Source: RefSeq, a predicted model, not a curated record
CCGAAUCGGACGGUUCGCCGUGCAUACUCGCAUCAUAUGAUUAAAGUCCUAAGUGGGAAAACCGACCGGAGCUCCGACAGUUAGCCCAGACAGAGCGGCUGAAGAUGCGGGGCACGCGCAGCCUUCCGAGCUUCGUGCUGUAUGGGAGCCAACCGAGGAAGCGCCCCGCGAGGAACUCACGUCGUAAUGGACCGUGAUGUUCCUCUUCUUGGUGGACGGCUUGGACCUUCACGGCGGUUCUUGAACCAGAGGGCGCCGGGCAGCAGUCUCCCUUGCUCCCCUCUCCUCGAGGCGUGGACCUCAGAAUCAAGAGGAAAGUGAGAGAUACCCAGUUGAAAGGGUCUGGCCGAAUUCUUGCAGCCCCUACAAAAAAAGAAGUUUUGUGAUCGUGCUACCCGCCUAUAGAGUAUAAGGUGCUCGGUAAAGUUGACCUGUUCCGAUAACUCAUGGUAUGACGUGAAAAUGGAUGUUGAUAACCCUUAUGAUGACAAUGAAAACUACAAAAAUGAUUCCCCGAUGAAAGAAAAUGGCGAUCUCCAAGCAGUCUUGCCAGAUACCUCUGGUGAAGGUUUUCCUUAUGCGCCUGAGAACUUUCCUAACCCAGGAGACAAAUGGAGGUGGAGGGUGGGGAAGAGAGUCGCCGUUACAGGCCACUACCUCGAUCGGUACCUUUAUGCUCCGAAGAGUCUGAAACAUCAUCUUCUUCAGAACAAGUUGGGUGCAAAUUAUGCGUUUCCAAGCAAGCUUUCGCUCCAACGCUUCAUUGGGGCCGAAUUUCCUGAUGCUGACGUGGAGGCAUUCUUCGCAUCUUUCAGCUGGAAGAUCCCCUCAAAGAAGCUCCAGUUAGCAGACGGUAUUACUGAUCCGGGUAGUUUCCUCGCUGUACCUCACCAUGAGAGCCCUGAACCUUCUUCUUCAGAUCCUGGCCCCGCAGGCUGUAAAGCCCAUAACAGGACAUGCGUCAGCUUAAUAUCUAAAUCGGGCCAAACAACUUUACCAUCAAUGCCCUGUGACAUCUGCUGUUCUGAACCAGGUUUUUGCCGCGACUGCUGUUGCAUACUCUGUUCCAAGACUGUAGAUUCCUCGCAUGGAGGUUAUUGUUUCAUCAGGUGUGAGGCCUUGAUUGGUGAGGAGAAUUCCAUGUGUGGCCACUUGGCCCACCUCAACUGUGGGCUCCGCGCUUAUAUGGCCGGAACUGUGGGUGGAAGUAUUGGUUUGGAUGCAGAGUACCAUUGUCGCCUCUGUGAUUCGAGAACAGAACUGGUGUCCCAUGUUACAAAGUUGUUGGAGACAUGUAAGUCCAUUGAUUCUCUGGAUGAGGUAGAGAAGGUCUUGAACUUGGGAGUAUCUCUCCUUUGUGGUUCGCAGAAGACAAGUGCAAAGUUGCUUCUGAGCAGCAUUUAUUUUGCUCUCUCAAAGCUCAAGCGCGGGAAUUCUCUUGAAGAAAUCUGGAGAGGAGAUGACAGCUCAGUUGUUCCCAUUUCCAGCAAUGGUAGCAAUCCUAGCCUGCCAAGAAAAAAUGGCAGUCCCUGUCGAGAAGAUUCAGAAAACAAGAAUUUGGCAGAUGCCACCAAACGAAAAAGAGAGCCAUCAAAUGAGUACGACUCUUUUGGGAUUGAGAUCCAUCACCAGAAGCUCGACGCUGAGAUCACCAGGGUACUCCAGGCAAUGAAAGAGGCGCAGGAGUUUGAGUACAGAAUGGCAGAGGAACGACUGUAUGCUCAGAAGAAUCACCUCCGUAACUUGUACCUGCAGCUUGAGCUUGAGCAAGAGAUCUCUGAGCUGAGGGAACUAGGAUUAUCCAAUGGCUCCAGUGAGUUGGUGAACUCUGUCUCGAAAAGAAAGGAUCAGAUAAAGCGAGAGUACGAGAAACUCUUGGAGAUGAUGGAAGUGGCAAAAGGAUUUGGAAGGACUUCGAAGGAGAUUCUGAGGGAGCAUUUCGGUUUGGGGUUAGAGGAAAACCAUGCAGAGUAAAUGGCAUUCUUCAGAAAGCUGUUUGAAUUGAACUCAGGUGUGAUUUCAUGCAUCCUGUGGAAUCCUACUGCUUGUAGCUGGGUUAUGCUGCAUUUAGAAAUUUCAAAUUCCAGUCUUGGAUUACAUCGAGUUGUCGGUUGGUAUGGCACCAUGGUGAGCUGGAAUUAGGAGUGGAAGUAGAGGAAAGAUAGUUGAACAAUGGACUUGUUAAAUCAAGAAAAUGUAGUUUUCAGCUAAUAGUUGCAUAGCUAUUCCCCUAAAAUGAAUAUGAUCUGCUAGUGUUAGACAGGCAAAGGAACAUUUUUCUUAGUUUAGGAACUGAUGGAUUGGAUUGAUCAGACGUGACAAUUUUUGAUUCAUUUACUGGGUGGCACUUCGUUUAUGUAAGCAUUGUUUGUGUACUGCUUGUGACAGUGAAGAAAAAUGUGAAUGAUAGGGAAGUCUCUCAAUGUGGAUUAAAGUUCUCA